AUGAAGGGGAGAGCCGUGAAUGUUCAUAGGUAUGCGGUAGCAUGGUGACUGCAAACCAUUGUGGAUGAACAACCCGUAUCUGUUAUUGUCUCCGAUGAUGGGUUCGAGCAGGAAUCCGAAACGUCAGGCUAAUAAAGCUCUUGUCCCAGUGAUCGUGUCUCCUUCACGAAACAGAAGGGCUUUCUAAUAAAGUAGCACCCGAGAAAUGUGUGCUCGCAAACCAAAACAAAGUUCAAACUUCAUCACCUGAACUAGCAACAAGAAUGCCGGUACAAACAAGAGUGUGUGGUCUGAGUGUCUGCCUAACCACAACGCAGGUACACGCCAGCUGCCGACGUGUACUGGUGCGGAAAAAGGAGCCGAAUGCGCGGAUUUGUCAAUGCGUAGCAAGUUAGACGGAACGCUCACGGGAACGAUGUUUCGAGGCAUGUGGAACAUGCACAAACGUGCUGGUCAGUGUGCCGGAGAACGAUGAAAAAAUGAUGACAAAGGUGGAGAAGGAGAAGAGAUGGUGGUGGUGAUGGCGGCGGCGGCGACGGCGGCGGCGGCGGCGGCGGCGGCGGCGGAGGUGAUUAUGCGGAUGAUGGUGAUGAUGAUGAUGAGGAGGAGGAGGAGGAGGAGGACGGCGAGGGGGAGGAGGAUGAAAUCGCAAUGCCCACACAAACACAAUAA
Messenger RNA from Spirometra erinaceieuropaei, 672 nucleotides. The record is from the annotation of a GenBank genome assembly. Lineage: Eukaryota; Metazoa; Platyhelminthes; Cestoda; Diphyllobothriidea; Diphyllobothriidae.